UAAGAUCACAUUCCUUCUAAAGUGAAAGUCACUGAUUAACAUUCACAACCCAUUGCUAUUUCAGUCCAACAGUGCCACAGUCUCCGUGUGAAUUAAGGUUACACAACACCGCAAGAUGUGCAAUUACCGGAAAAGACAGUAAUUGCUGGUGUAUGCAGAGACCAGAGAUUAAGUUGGCGAACCGACACCCGCCACAGAAGGCACACAGCUGUGUGUCUGCAUAGUGAUGAGCAGAGGACGUUUGUUUGUCUUCAGUACACAAGGAGCGCACGCUCUGAGCCACGAGGCUCUGUCCAUGGUGCUGAUGCAGCAGCAGCUGUGUUGAGCACGUAUUCGAGCACCUGCACCCGUCGUCCCCGAAAGAUGUUGCUUUGUUCGUGGGUAAACUUAACAGUGGUGGCGCAGAGAUUUACAAAGAGUGUGAUGCCGCCAUUGGCAGGUGAUGUGUACGAGUGCACUGUGAGGCAGUGAAAAGAAUCACAGACACACAGGAGAAACACGUGUAGUGGGUGGUCCUGAGCGCACGGCGUUCACGUGACUCUGGCGAGCGCACGGUCGCCUCCACCUCCACAGUCAGUCCAGUGCUGCAGCAGCAGGAGACAGACGCAACAUGGCUGUGGAGAUGGAGCCUGCAGAUGUGAUCCGCUUGAUAAUGCAGUAUCUAAAGGAGAACAACCUCUACAGAACACUCAACACUUUACAGGAGGAAACCACUGUCUCUCUCAACACAGUGGAGAGCAUCGACAGUUUUAUUGCAGAUAUAAACAGUGGCCACUGGGACUGCGUCCUGUUGGCCAUCGAGUCCCUCAAGCUUCCCGACAACAUACUAAUUGACCUUUAUGAGCAGGUUGUUAUGGAACUAAUCGAGAUGAGAGAGGUGGGUGCAGCUCGCUCGCUCCUCAGACGAACUGAUCCGAUGAUCAUGUUAAAGCAGACGCAGCCAGAGAGGUACAUGCACUUGGAGAACCUACUAAUUUGCUCCUACUUUGACCCUCGUGAGGCAUAUCCGAAUGGCAGUAGCAAGGAGAAGCGGCGUAUGGCGAUAGCGCAGGCCUUGGUGAGGGAGGUCAGUGUGGUCCCUCCUUCUCGCCUCAUUGGACUUCUGGAACAAGUCAGUUCUAUGAAGCUGCAUAGUCCAGGUCACCUGUCUCCUGACACAAACAUGGACACAGCAGGCCACAAGGAGAGCCAUCCGGAGAAGGAGAGAUAUCCAACACAGCUUUACCGCCACAUCAAGUUUGGACGGCGAUCACAUGUAGAAUGCGCUCGCUUCUCCCCUGAUGGUCGGUACUUAAUCACUGGAUCAGUGGACGGCUUCAUUGAGAUCUGGAACAUCAGUUCUGGAAAACUUAGUAAGGAUUUAAAGUACCAGGCAGAGGAGAGCUUCAUGAUGAUGGAUGAUGCUGUUCUCUGUAUGUGCUUCAGUCAGGAUGUUGAUCUACUGGCAACAGGAGCUCAAAACGGGAAAAUAAAGGUCUGGAAGAUCCAGAGUGGCUUGUGUCUGCGCAGGUUUGAGCACGCUCACAGCAAAGGUGUGACCUGUCUGAGCUUCUCCAAAGACAACAACCACAUUCUCAGUGCUUCUUUUGACCACACCAUCAGAAUCCACGAACUGAGGUCUGGAAAGACAAUAAAGGAGUUAAACGGCCAUUCGUCGUUUGUAAAUGACGCUUCUUUUACUCAAGACGGAUUUCACAUCAUCAGUGCCUCGUCUGAUGGCACUAUUAAGAUCUGGAACACAAAGACUUGUGAGUCCAUCCACACUUUCCAGUCACUGUCAGGGACAUUGGUGGUCCCAGUCUACAGUGUAAUUCCUCUCCCACAGAACCCAGAACAGCUUGUGAUUUGUAACCACUCCAGCCAUGUGGUUAUCAUGAGCAUGGACGGUCAGACUGUAAAAACAUUCAGUGCAGAUGAAUCAGCCACAGACUUUGUGUGCUGCACCCUGUCACCUCAUGGGGAGUGGAUUUACUGUGUGGGAGAAGACUAUGUCCUGUACUGCUUUAACUACGAAUCAGGGAAGCUGGAGAAAAAGCUGAUCGUUCAUGAGAAAGAUGUCAUUGGCAUCACUCACCAUCCGCAUGACAACCUGAUCGCCACCUACAGCGAGGACGGCCUGCUGAGGCUAUGGAAACCUUAGAAGAUGCAUUGGGGAGGAGGUGUUUGACAACCGUACUCAAACUUUUGAAGUAACUGGGAUUUAAAACCAAAUCCAAACGGAAUUAACCCCUGAUGUAUACAACUCUGAAUCUAUUAGUAAAGAAUUAAUAUAUUAAUAAGGGCUGUUAAAAUUAAUCCAUUAAUCCAAAUUUUCAUUUGUGAAACAAACUAAUGCAUUUUAAGUAUGGGUAGAAGGAGGAGCCCCAUGUCCAAUAAUUCCACUGUCCAUUCAUUUAUUGUUGCUCUAACACACUGUAGGUGCACACGUUGUUAUUUAUACAGACUGCAGGUAAAAGUUUCCAUUUCGCCAAUGCACCUCAAGCUUAAAAUACCAUCCCACUGCCCUGAAUGAGCUUGUGGAGGCUUCAACUGCAGGUCGACUGAACUUCAGGUAAAUCAUGGUCAAUAGUGAUUACCAUAUUUUCUGGACUACAAGUCACUCUGGAGUGUAAGUUGGCCCAGCCAAAAAAUGCAUAAAGAAAAAAAAAAAACGGUACACCAGCCAGCUAGAGUGCCCUCUAGC
Molecule: messenger RNA, 2683 nt
Organism: Cynoglossus semilaevis (tongue sole)
Lineage: Eukaryota; Metazoa; Chordata; Actinopteri; Pleuronectiformes; Cynoglossidae
Product: SMU1, DNA replication regulator and spliceosomal factor
Exons: 12
Coding region: 611-2140 (509 amino acids)
Biological process (GO): mRNA splicing, via spliceosome
Molecular function (GO): protein binding
Source: RefSeq, a predicted model, not a curated record